ACCAAAUCACAGUAAGCUACGAACCCCAAAUCCUGCCAAACGUCAUUUCACAAAGGUUCAGUGUGUCCCAAAUCGUUUCCAAAUUUGUAGCCAAAACACGCGCCCUCUUCGUCACGAUGGCCCCGCCAGCGGGCACGCCCCGCAUUGACAACCGGCCACCGCUGAUGUUCGUCGAAAAUGUGCUCAAAACGGCCAAGAUGGCGCGGGACGUGGAGCGCCAGUGGACGAUCGUACGGGAAAACAAGGAGCUGAUGAAACGCAUCAAUCAAAUCUAUCGCACCAAGGGCUUCCUAAACGUGAACUACAACUAUCGCGUGCACCAGAGCCUCCAUUCGACGGCCCGCGGGCGGAAGGCCCGCGCGAUCGAGCGUCAAAAUCAAGCCCUGCUCAAUCGGCUGCUGCGCCGGAAGGCAACGGUGGACAGCAAUUUGCCGCGCCGGAAGCGAACCCCCAACUGGGUGCAGGUCGAUCAGCUGCACCGGAUGACGAUCGAAUUUUGGGAGCGCACCGAUCGGCGCUUGUGUCAGCUGUCGAUCGAGCUGUGCCCGGGGGUAUCCUUCGAUGCGGUAAACCUCGGCAGUGGGAAAUUGUUUCGCAUCUACGACGGCACGCUGGUGGUGAUACGGGCGGACAGUGUCCACUCGGAGGAGGAUUUACGAGCGGCGUACGGUACGCUGCGGCACCUGGAGCGGGGCAGCUUCGUUAAGCAGGUGGUGGAUGGGAGAGAAUACUAUCUCAUUACGCUGCGCACGAUUGGGCGGAUCGCCGAAGGGAAGCUGGUGGGGCGCGUGAAGCCAAGCUCGAUGGAAAAGCUGGACCUGAUCAACUCGUACGGGUCCAAGUUUGGCCGGUGCAAGGAGCCGAUCUAUUUCGAUAGGGUUAGAUCGUGAGCAUAAUUUAAGGAAACUUGUUGGAUAAAGAAGCACACGUUUAGCUAAGCAGACAAACUUAUUUAGUGCCAGCAAAGAAAGGCCUUAGUUGUUUUAUUUUAUGAUUUUGUAUUGAAAAGUUAGUCUCGAAAAAAGCUACUCUCCAGCCGAAACACCGAAAGAGCCGAUUAAAUAAAUCAAAUUAUUUAAAGUCA
Anopheles merus is the source of this 1084-nucleotide messenger RNA. RefSeq lists its product as uncharacterized. The transcript has 2 exons. NCBI's taxonomy places the organism in Eukaryota, Metazoa, Arthropoda, Insecta, Diptera, Culicidae. Bases 117 to 890 code for a protein of 257 amino acids. The record is from RefSeq and is a predicted model, not a curated record.